Messenger RNA from Fusarium verticillioides 7600, 1827 nucleotides. RefSeq lists its product as hypothetical. The record is from RefSeq and is a predicted model, not a curated record. NCBI's taxonomy places the organism in Eukaryota, Fungi, Ascomycota, Sordariomycetes, Hypocreales, Nectriaceae. The transcript is spliced from 9 exons. The coding region runs from base 1 to 1827 and encodes 608 amino acids.
AUGCUUCCCAUCACGACCUGCUUCGUUGCAGGACUGCAAUACCUGAUACAUCCUUUAAAGCUUGGAACCAUUCAAGAAACUAUCAACCCUGAUGCACUGAUUCCAAUCACGCUCCUGUCAACUGAGGAAAUCUUUGGCGACCUCGAAGGAAUUCUAGAUCUGUUCGAUUCAAUCGAUGAUGUAUUUGUUCCCGACUUUGGUUCCAUUCUCGUCGAAAAGAGCGGAGACAACAGUAGCCAGGUUCAUGUCGACACGCGACAGAUUUAUCAUAUGGACCAAAUCAAGGCUCUCGAUGGCUUUUCUGAGUUACCUUCUGGUCCCUACUUUCUUUACGGUCCGAAUCUUUACCAGGCCUGGCGUCUGUAUGAUGACGAACUCGGAGCUUUCACUUCCGGUGUAAUACCUGAUGAUCUGAACCAACCAGAUGAAUUCCAACCCUUGACCUCUUCAUCCGUUUACGGAGACUCAGUUACAGUUCCUGUACCAUCAAGACUCUACCAUUCUCAACCUUCUGCCAAGAAACCCCUGUCUGGUGUCCGUGUUUCUAUAAGCGACACGAUAUCGUUGAAAGGAACCUAUACAACCUUUUCGAGUCGGGCAUGGAAAUCGCUCUGCGAAAACUCCUCAAGCUCUACAGCUAAGUAUGCACAAAGCCUAAUAGACCAAGGCGCCGUUAUCAUCGGAAAAACCAAGACGUCGCACCUUGGUACAGGUGCAGACUGGGUUGACCAACAAGCUCCUUGGAGUGCAAGAGGUGAUGGAUAUCAGAGAAUGGAGGGUGGUUCAGUUGGUGCUGCUGCUGCCUCGGUUGGGUACCCAUGGAUUGACUACAGCAUUGGCGUUGACGAUGGUAGAGUGAUGUCCGAGGGCGGCGUAUACUCCUUGGGUCAGCCUGGAAAUCUAUCUUUCGACAUAGCUACGGCAUCAAAGUUCGACAAAACUCGAAUCUUUAGUCGAAGCCUCAAGGGACUUCUCGAUUUCACGGAAAAUACGAAGGCUAGGGCUUCUGAGUCUUCUUCCAUGAGGGUAAUCGUACCAGAAGACUUUUCGUCACCCAAAAAGUCUCAGAAAACAGCCAUAGCGACUUUCGUAUCAAUUCUGCAGGGUCUCUUGGACGCGAAAGCCGAGUACGUCAAUGUGGGCAAGAAUUGGGAAGAAAGUCCUCCAUCUGAAGCGUCGAAUGAGGGAAUGCAAGCAUACAUGGAAAAGGCACCUUUCCGGUCAUGGUGUUAUGAUUACUACCAUUCCUUUGACACUUUUCGAGAUGACUACAAGCAAAAGUUUGACAAGAAGCCAUUUAUCGAGGCUACGCCGCAAUUCUUCUGGAACGAAUGCAAGUCGGUAACAGAAGAGGAGAACCGCCAAGAUACAGAACGUCUCGAUGUAUACCGGAAGUGGUUCCUUGAGAACAUAGUGCAUACUUCUACCCCCAAUGCCAAGGGAGACACAGUCGUGAUCCUUCCAUGUGGAAAUGAUCAAGUUGAACAUCGGAACGAUCCUGUGGCCCCACCAACCAUGUACAAAGGCAUCGACUCUACAACACUGGCACUGGUAUUGGGGGCUUCCCUAUUAUCACUUCCAUUCACUCAGAUACCCUACGAGUCUGACAUUUCUGGGGAGACAGAGUACCAGCCAGUCUGCAUCUCGGUUCUCAUCCACGGAAAUGGCAAAUCGGCCAUUCAAUUGAUCAAAAAGGCUCUAGAGGCAGGGCAUAUUCCCACCAAGGUUAAUGUCGGGCGGUUCACGUUCCCAGUCAAGAAGUCGGAUCAUGCCAACAAUCGCCUCCAAGCUCCCUUGUCGGGUCAGAAUGUGUCGGACGAGCUGUAA